CUGUAGCUGUAAUAGAAAAAAUGUGACAGUGUUUAUUUUAAUAAGCGCAAUUUUUAAAAACAUUGCAUAAAAUUGCAAUUUAUAAAGUUAUUGAAUAAUGUAAGUCUCUAAAAAAUCUAAAGGGAUAAAACUGUAUGAACUUCGGUACAUAUAUGUUUAGAGUAAUCCACAUAAAAUCUUAUAAAAUUGUGCAGAAAAUGACAAAAUCUUGAGAGGUUAAAACUUUUCAUUAGCACAAUUCAUUACAUUUUAACCGCUUUUGAAAGAAACAUUCGUAUAAAAUGGAAUAAAAACUAUUUCCUGUUUAUCGACCUAGAUUUAACUUUUUUUUAUUCAGUAUGAAGUCUAUUUUUCACCGCGGAAUAAACAUAUUAUUCAAAAAGAAUCUACUAUUAACAAACAGUAUUACUUCUGGGGCGUUUAUGGGUAUUGGAGAUAUUAUACAACAGGAAAUUGAAUACCAAUCAAAGGUUCUCCCAAAACGUUAUGACUGGCCAAGAACAGCAAGAAUGUUCAUUGUUGGAACAAUAAUGGGACCUAUGCACCACUAUUAUUAUAUUUAUUUGGACAAAGUGCUACCAUAUGCUGAUGUUAAGACAGUUGUAAAAAAAAUAGCAUGUGACCAGUUAUUUGCUUCUCCAGCAACACUUCUAUGCUUCUUUUAUGGAAUGGGUACAUUAGAAAAGAAAACUUUAGAGCAGAGUACAUUAGAAGUAAAACAAAAAUUCAUUUAUGUUUACAUGGGUGACUGUUUAUUUUGGCCGCCAGUGCAAUUCCUAAACUUUUAUUAUUUACCAACACACUACAGGGUUUUCUACAUAAACAUGGCGACAAUGCUAUUUAACAUAUUUUUAUCCUUUAUUAAGCAUUAUGAUCAAAAAAAAGUGUAAAUAAAUGUUAUUUAUUUAACAU
Molecule: messenger RNA, 912 nt
Organism: Papilio xuthus (Asian swallowtail)
Lineage: Eukaryota; Metazoa; Arthropoda; Insecta; Lepidoptera; Papilionidae
Product: mpv17-like protein 2
Exons: 3
Coding region: 339-890 (183 amino acids)
Biological process (GO): mitochondrial ribosome assembly
Cellular component (GO): mitochondrion; cytoplasm; membrane
Source: RefSeq, a predicted model, not a curated record